Sinocyclocheilus grahami is the source of this 1062-nucleotide messenger RNA. RefSeq names its product nerve growth factor-like. Bases 192 to 881 code for a protein of 229 amino acids. The record is from RefSeq and is a predicted model, not a curated record. Gene Ontology annotation, biological process: modulation of chemical synaptic transmission; nerve growth factor signaling pathway; positive regulation of peptidyl-serine phosphorylation. NCBI's taxonomy places the organism in Eukaryota, Metazoa, Chordata, Actinopteri, Cypriniformes, Cyprinidae. Gene Ontology annotation, molecular function: nerve growth factor receptor binding; growth factor activity. The transcript is spliced from 3 exons. Gene Ontology annotation, cellular component: synaptic vesicle; dendrite; axon.
GAGCUGCUUCGGACUGGGUGACAAGAGCAUUCUGUUUCCCCAUUCAGGAUUAAGCAUUGGAGCAAAAGUGGAAUAUUGAAACAUAAAUAUAUAAUUACGGCAUCAUCUGAUUAAAGUUCUGAAGUGAUAGAGAGUGAAGACGAGGAGGAGAGAGAGGAGCUGGAAGCAGAAGAUGCCACGCUGGUCGAUACAUGUACCAUGAGGAGCACAGGAGAGCUACGCUAAAGACAGACGGGAGAAAACAGUUCACCUGGACACAUUUCACAGGUCACGUUGAGCCCAUGCGGUGGUCCAUGCUAGCCCUGCUGCUCUUGUCCUGCAGCCAGAUGUUUGCCCAGCGCCCAGGUGACAUCUGUCCACAGAACGCCGACCGCAGACAGGAUGAUGUCACGGCCAACCCUGUGCCGACCGUGGAUCCUAAACUCUUCAUCAAGAGACGGUACCGCUCACCCCGCGUUCUCUUCAGCGAACAACCCCCCGACUCAGAGCCCGCUGGGCACCAGACAAGGAGCAGGGCGAAGAGGAAAGCAGGAGCGCCUCAACACCGCGGAGUUUACUCCGUCUGUGAGAGCGUUAGCACUUGGGAGGGAAAUAAAACCAAAGCUACAGACAUCUCGGGCAACGAGGUCACAGUCUUGCCUGAUGUUAUCAUCAACAACUCCAAGAAAAAGCAGUACUUUUUUGAGACGACCUGCAGCAGCAGACGGACCGGAGGAUCCGGGUGUUUGGGAAUCGAUGCACGCCAUUGGAACUCGUACUGUACCAAUUCACACACGUUUGUGCGAGCGCUGACUUCAUUCAAGAAACUGGUGGCGUGGAGACUCGUAAGGAUCAAUGUAGCUUGUGUGUGUGUGCUGAGCCGAAAGUCUUGGAGACAAUGACAAACUGUCAUCUUUUCAAAACACCAGCGCAGGCCUUAUGAUAUUAAACUCGAUAUUUCUCCAUGUGAUGAUGGAUAUUUUCCUUGUGCAAACCAUUGAAGACAACUUAUGAUAUAAAACAGACUGUCUAAGGAGAAUAAAUAUGAUGUCUUUGACAUAGGACACUACAAUGGAAUGAGUU